AAACAGAAGUUUUCUCCCUCGGAGGAGGUGUCUGUGCUCCCUCUCCGCGUUCAGGCUUCUGUUCGGGUGGAUCCACCACACAUUACCCCUCCACCCCCACUCUCUCAAGAUGUCUCCGUCCACGUCCCCCCGAUUUUUCACCGAGAGGGAGGUGGCCCGCCACUGCACCCCGGACUCCUGCUGGGUGCUGCUGGGGACCAGGGUGUACGACGUGAGCGCCUUCCUGCGGAUGCACCCUGGCGGGGAGGCGCUGAUACGAAGCCGCGCCGGCAAGGACCUGAGUGGGGAGCUGGAGGGACCCCCCCACCGGCACUCGGAGAACGCCCGGCGGUGGAUGGAGCAGUACUACAUCGGGGAGCUGGACAGGGACAGCUGCACCGAGGUGCAGACUCUGAGGGAAAGGAAGAAAGUCGGUGAACAGAUGAAUGGAAAGACUGCAGAGAAAACGACAGAAAAGCAGGUGGACGAAGACGACGAAAUGUCCCCGUACAACCGCUGCAGUCCUGUGGACCUGGACAAGGAUUUGGUGGACUGGAGGAAGCCCCUGGCAUGGCAGGUGGGUCACCUGAGGGAGAAAUACGACGCGUGGGUCCAUCAGCCAGUCGAUAAACCCAUCAGACUGUUCGGUAACCCUUUCCUGGAGGCAGCGACCAAAACUUACUGGUACUGGGUACUGGUAGUUUGGGUCCCAGUCGUGUUCUACCUCAGCUGGUACUGCUACACCACGUUGGCACAGGGCAGCACAAGAAUAACCAUCACUUCAGACUUCUCCGUUCCCGUCCAUAAGUCCAUGUUCCCCGUGUUGUUCUUGAUGGGCUGGUUCUUGUGGUCCUUCCUGGAGUACUGCAUCCAUCGCUUUGUUUUCCACAUGAAACCGCCAGCUCACAACUACUACCUGAUCACGCUACACUUCCUGCUUCACGGGCAGCACCACAAGUCUCCGUUUGACGGCUCUCGGCUCGUCUUCCCUCCUGGUCUGGCCUCCAUAGUGGUGGGGCUGUUUUAUAUCAUCCUCCACAGCGUGCUUCCUCAUAUCCUCGGGGUUUCCGUGUUUGUCGGAGGGCUGUGUGGAUAUGUUGUGUACGACAUGAUCCACUACUACCUUCAUUACGGCUCACCGAAGAGAGGGACGUAUCUGUACGGUCUGAAGGCGUACCACGUCAAACACCACUUCGAGCACCAGAGAUCAGGUUUUGGAAUCACCACCACGUUCUGGGAUCACCCCUUCAACACAGUAAUCCCCGAUGAGAAAUUUUAACGUAUAAACGGCUCUCCUGAAGGGCCACAGGACUUGUCCGCCACCCUCGUCAUAAACCCGCCCGGCUUCUUUAGCUCAUCCUCUGCAGUCGAUUGUUCCACCUUCACUGCAACACAAUAACUGCACGUUGUUCCCUUCAGCUCCGUCGUACGAGUGCGUGUGAACCGUCCUGCACUUUCAGUGCCAUUGCUUAAAAAAAAUUAAAUAAAAAAAAAUCACCAAACUGAUGCUCGGCAGCCAAAUCCUCACCUGAUCGCCGUGCACACAACUGGGAGGUGGGGUCACUCGUUCACGCAUGUGCACGUUUUGUUUAGUUUGUUUCAAAGAAAGCAUUCAGGUGCUCAACAGGAAUAACAUUUAACAAAUUAAUGCAGAUGUUUGAAUAUCUCACCUUUAGAGAGGGAAAAGGAAGUGACAGAUGGUGUGUGAACGUUGACAAAAGUGUGUGCGUACACCCAAACUAUCAACUCAGGAAAUGACUUCACCCCUCCUUCUUACUUUCUGUUUUAGUCACUUUCACAGCUAUGAACAGAAAACAUUUGGUUUCAGAUCAUUGGAUCGCACCGAGCCUCGUUUUACAGCCCAGAUUUAAUUUAUUGGUGAUAAACAACCGCUGCAGAUGUGAAAUGUACUGCAGCGACAAACAAGGGCUCCAAAUGUUUGAAACCAAAGUGCACAUAUUCUUUUGCAUAUCUGUUCUGUAUUUUUCUCUCUUUGAUUCAAGAAUGUAAAAAAAAAAUAAUAAGUUUUUUAAAUUCCUUUGUGUAAAGAGAGACUUCAGCUGCACGAGCUUUGUGUUGUCAGUGAGAGGGAUGAUGGGAUACUUUACCAAGUGGAUUUAGAGAGAGCUGUCUUUGUGGUGAUGGAGGGAUGGAGUUGAAGGCUUGAAGCCAGUCAGUCGGACUUCCUGCUGUGGGGAUCUUGGGGUCAAAGGUCACAGGAGGAAGCCCCGUCAGAGCUGCAGACUGUAGGUGAAAGUGCUCAUUGCAAAGUUGUGAAGACUGAUCAAAAAAAGGUUCAUACCAUAAGAAACAAAAUCAGCACAAUGAAGUCUGCCAAACACCACGUGUUUGUUUACCUACAACACAACCCAAGUGACUAUAAUAAAUAAACGUUGCCGUCCAUAGCAGAGCUGUUUAGGAUGGACAAGUCUGACAGUUGUAAUGUUUUGGUACACGUUUACGCUCAGAUCUGUUGAGUAACGUCUGCAGAUAAAAAGCUCUAGAAGCUCGAGCCCCGAUAUUUAUUCAAGUUUUCUCACUCAAACUUUUUUGAUUUUCUUUGGCGUUCGGCAGCAGACUCGCUCUUCUAUUUCCAACAAAGCGUCUUCUCUACGAUUCUACGCUUCUCUGAUUUUGCCAGAUUUAUUCGACAGCUAUUGUCAGUAGUGAUGUGCGGAGCUGUACAAAUAUUGAUAAAAUCAAUACGAGUUUCUACUGUUCCUGAAGUGCAAUGAAAAAGGAAAAUGUUUAAUUUUGAACAAAAACUAAAGUAUGUACAUUCAAAAACAUUUAUUCUCCACUUUGUGCCAAUUUAAUUUCUGCAAAGUCAGUAGUGAUGCAGAUUUAUUUAUUUUUUAACUUACUGGGAAACUUUGCCUAAGACCCAUUCUGGGUUUUAAAAUUCAAACGUCUAAUUAUUAGUGAAAAGCAAUAGAAUAAAAUGAUAAUGGAAAUAAAACGUGACACUCCGCUCUCCAUGUGGGAAACUCGGCUGCCCCUUUAAACGUAUUGGAUUGAUAUUGGUGAUACUGGGUCUGUGUUUACUUGAUUUCGGAUCAGUACCAAAUUUAGCGGUAUCGCCCAGCUGUAUUGUCGGUCGUUCACAUGAUUGAAACAUCUGCACGGUUUUCAGUGCUUUGUUUACAUUGAGUGCAUACCCACAUUUCAACACAGCUGGAAAACAACUGGAGUAAACUCUUUCAAAUGGCGCCAUUUGAUACAGUUCAGGAUAACAUUUUGUUUUUACAGAUUUGCAAUGAGUGACUUUAAAACCUUCAGUCUUUAAACCUUAAAAUCAAAAGGGGCACAAUAAGGAUUUCAGAAAUAAAAAUAUUUAAGGAGCGAAGCUGGAGCCAAAAGUGGUUUACCACCAACUGGCUGCUUUUUGCUUCAGGUCUGAGUUACCUUUGGUCCAGACUCCAAACUAGUCCCGCCUUUGGGUUCUGCUCCAUCCACCUGGGUCAUUUGGCCCCGCAGAUCCCUGCAGAGGAUGAUGAUCCAUGAACUGACUCUACGGCAGGACGUCUCGGCACCAGCUGGCGGAUCUUCAGCACAUCUCCUUCAGAUACCCGAUCGGAGGGCUGAUGACUCGAGCAGAACAAACUUUUUUUACGUAUCUGUUGCACACAAAAAAAGUAAAAUAAAAAUACAUCUACUGAAGAACUUUACCUCCUAUAACUGUUUCACGCUUUAAUAAAGAUGCCUGCUUAUUUUCUUCUAUAAGAAGAGCAUUUAUUUCAGAUAUUAACCCAGAAAGCAAUAUCACAACUUUUAUCACUUUUUUUCUACGAGUUCACUGCGGUGAUAAGAAUGUUUAAAUGUAAUGAGGGCUGCGCUACAGAAACUGGAGUAAAACCAGUGGGUUUUCAGGGGUGAGUUGGAACUGAUCCAGAACCAAAAUGUGUCAUUUAAAAAAACUAUUUAAGGUACCGGCUGUGGAGAACCCCCGUACGGUCAAGUUAUAAGCAUUAAACCACACAAAGAUGUUUUGUUUAAUUAAUGACCAAACUAAUGAGCAAGUAAUAAUUUGAUUGUGCUGUCGGCUUGGCAAAGUGAAAUACUUCAACAUGGUGGAAUAAAAUAUAAUAAAACAUGCAUCUUAUUUAUGUAUAAUUA
Molecule: messenger RNA, 4095 nt
Organism: Nematolebias whitei (Rio pearlfish)
Lineage: Eukaryota; Metazoa; Chordata; Actinopteri; Cyprinodontiformes; Rivulidae
Gene: fa2h
Product: fatty acid 2-hydroxylase
Exons: 7
Coding region: 110-1258 (382 amino acids)
Biological process (GO): lipid biosynthetic process; fatty acid metabolic process
Cellular component (GO): membrane; endoplasmic reticulum
Molecular function (GO): iron ion binding; heme binding; fatty acid 2-hydroxylase activity
Source: RefSeq, a predicted model, not a curated record